CUGCACGGUUGAUUUCCGGAAAGGCGGUCCUAGUUGUGUCAGAUUUUUAUGCUAAUCACACCGAGCUCUGCGCUUUUUAAUCCACGCCCAGGCAGUGCAGAUAGAGGAUAGUAUCUGAAUCUUUCGUGGAGCAGGACAAAGAUAACGUAGACGCCAUGUCAGACAAACCAAAUCUUUGUGAAAUCAUACAAUUUGAUAAGAAAAAACUGAAGAAGAUAGAAACCAAAGAAAAAAACCCUUUGCCAACAAAAGAGACAAUUGAAGAGGAAAAGAGGCAAGAAUCGGCUUCAUGAAUGUGAAAUGGAGGAGAUGCAACUUUUAAUUGAUUUUUUUUAAGUUGACUGGUUUUAGUUUCAAAACCCUUACAGCUAACUGACUCAUGGAUGGGACUCUGUUGGAGCAUCCACUCCAAUCUUAAAAUAGGGGCUACUUCCUGUAAUGCACCAAGGGACCAAAUUAUCAAUAUAAUGGUGAUUGGAUCGUAGGGUCUUAGGAAACAAUGUAUCUGUGCACUAAGUAUGUGAAGUCAGUUUUAUUUUAUUUGUGUAUUUAAAUUCACCUGUUCAUUGACUCUCCUAUGCUUAACAUGUUACAAAGGAAAUAAAGACCAACAAAAUAAGUAAAUGUGUGAAAUAGCUUAGACUUAUUGUUUCUUGUCCUUCCUCACACUCUCCUCUUUCUCCCAUCCGCUCCACCACCACCCCUCCCCCAUCACCACCAAAAAUAAUGUUUCAAAAUACUGGCAAAAUCCAUUUGUUUUCUUUUCAGUAAAAUUUUCCAUCUGCUCUACUGCAUCUGAAAAAUGUUCACUCAUUCUUGAAACAAUAAUUGAAUGAACAUUGUAGAUGCUUACCUGCAAACAUUUUGAGCAUCUUGCAUUACAAUUCUACGUUAAUGGUAUGGAAACAGUUCAAUUACAAAAGAAAAUUUUAUUAAAACUUAUUUGCAAAUAAGUUUCAUUUUUUCCACAAAUCUAUAAUAAAAGUGAUGCAUAGUUAUUCAUCAGCGUUUGUGAUAAUCCUUAGAAGAAUGGAAAAGCCUUUCCAAGAUCCUAGAGAAUUUAUCAUUAUUUAAGUUGACAGUGUAUGUCCAGAAUUAUGAAAUAUAUGUACCUUUUGAGGGUUCCUGUUGCCCAAUAUAAAACAUAAAUUACUCUAAUUUGGUAAAUAUUGACCUAUGUAUCCGCAGUGAAUUAUCUAAACAAAAUUGAAUGUUGCAAGCCAACCAGGACAUUUCAGCAGGAAGUGUAUUAUAAUAUCUUUUUUUCUUAUUUAUAAAAUAUUCUGAAUUUAAUUUUCCAGAACAAUAAACCUUUUUGAAAACAAAUGAAUGCUUUCAAAUUAUACUUUUUUCCAAUUAACCAUUUUGUAAAUUUGUAAGAUUACAAUAAAUGGAAGUUGCAUCAA
Messenger RNA from Pristis pectinata (smalltooth sawfish), 1406 nucleotides. Its product is annotated as thymosin beta-11-like. Gene Ontology annotation, biological process: regulation of cell migration; actin filament organization. The record is from RefSeq and is a predicted model, not a curated record. Gene Ontology annotation, molecular function: actin monomer binding. Lineage: Eukaryota; Metazoa; Chordata; Chondrichthyes; Rhinopristiformes; Pristidae. The transcript has 3 exons. Bases 156 to 293 code for a protein of 45 amino acids. Gene Ontology annotation, cellular component: cytoplasm.